AUGGACGACGAAGACUUUGAAGACCUCUUCGCAGAGGCGGACUUGCUCCAAGGCUCAUCGCAAGAGUCACUAACAGCACAGCUUACUGAUGUCAAUGUUCUUGACCGCAUCGAGGAAGUCUUCGAACGAGUACUCGAGGCUUCGUCAACCAAGGACGAGCUUGCAAUUGAGCUGCAACGAAGACCACGAACCAACCGGCCCGUUCUCGGCCACCGUCCUGAUGCUGGCCGUGGACAUGUACGUUUUCCUGGCAAGACUGCGGAGGAGGCAUGGAGAUUCACUGUCGUCGUACGCAUCCUGGAGUUGAUUCACGAAACACUUCGGACGGGCGCUGUCAUCUCCAAGAGGGACGUCUACUACCGCGAUCCGGCCCUCUUCGGCAGCCAAACACAGGUCGACCGCUACGUCGACGAUAUCGCAUACACAUUCAGCGUUCCGCGAGCAUCACUCAACAUCGCUGCCGCUGCCAAAGGGCUUCUCGCCGGGGCUGUCAGUUUCUGUCGCAGAGAUGGUUCCAUAUGUUCGGCAUCGACAGACAGGGAAGGUAUGCUCAUAGCGGCUCUCAGGGAGCUGCUGUCCUGCGACGUGUCCAAGGUCAAGUGGAUCUUGGUGAUCGAGAAAGAAGCUACGUUUCGGUCAAUCGCAGCCUCCGAAUUCUGGGACACUGUUGCCACGGAUGGUGUCAUUGUGACUGGCAAAGGCUAUCCUGACAUUGCGACACGAGCAAUGGUUCGCUACAUGAGCACGCCCUCACCGCAGAAUGGCUUCAUGGCGCCGCCUGUCUACGGUCUGGUCGAUCAUGAUCCUGACGGUCUGGCCAUCUUGUCUGUCUACAAGAGUGGCUCCAUCGCUCUUGCCCACGAAGGCGAAGAUCUACUUGUUCCUAGACUGCAGUGGCUGGGUCUUCGCCGAGAGCAGUUCCUGGCCGAAGAAAAUCUGCUGAUACCGAACCAAGCUUUGCUGACGCUCACUACACGAGAUAGAAGGAGGGCAAUCAAGAUGCUUGAGCGGUGCGAUGACCCGGGAAUGAGAACUGCGCUGCAAUCGAUGCUCGUGAUGCACACCAAGGCUGAGCUGCAGAUUCUAGACUCUAAUCCAGGUGGCAUGACGAAUUUGCUGAGAUCUGCGCUGGGUUACGAUGGGUGUUGA
This is a messenger RNA of Saxophila tyrrhenica, 1149 nucleotides long. RefSeq names its product endodeoxyribonuclease (gene SPO11). The transcript has 3 exons. Gene Ontology annotation, cellular component: nuclear chromosome. The record is from RefSeq and is a predicted model, not a curated record. Gene Ontology annotation, molecular function: DNA binding; DNA topoisomerase type II (double strand cut, ATP-hydrolyzing) activity; ATP binding. NCBI's taxonomy places the organism in Eukaryota, Fungi, Ascomycota, Dothideomycetes, Mycosphaerellales, Extremaceae. Gene Ontology annotation, biological process: reciprocal meiotic recombination; meiotic DNA double-strand break processing; meiotic DNA double-strand break formation. The coding region runs from base 1 to 1149 and encodes 382 amino acids.